Messenger RNA from Harpegnathos saltator (Jerdon's jumping ant), 738 nucleotides. RefSeq lists its product as uncharacterized. Bases 1 to 738 code for a protein of 245 amino acids. The record is from RefSeq and is a predicted model, not a curated record. The transcript is spliced from 3 exons. NCBI's taxonomy places the organism in Eukaryota, Metazoa, Arthropoda, Insecta, Hymenoptera, Formicidae.
AUGUUCCCGGACGAUACAAAGAUGGUAUCACAGGUUGCGCUUUCAGCCGCUACCAGCCAAGAAGUUUCUUUGAGGAAUGUCCACAAUAACAUAGAAAAUGAGAUUAAAGAAAUUUACAGCAAACCGUGUUACAAUUGUAAUGACCGAGUCCAACAUCUGAAGGAAUUUGAUUUGGAAAUCGCAGAGGUCGUCGAGAAGAAUAGAAGCUACUAUUACAAUAGAUGCUUUGCAUCUCCGACUAUAUAUAAUAGCGACAUGCCUGAUAUGGAGGAGUUGGAGCUAUCUUUAUCUUUCACUGAGGAACUUCAUAAACUAAUCAACGCUGGAGACGAACUUUUAAAAUACCAGCAAAGGGCUUCCGAGGACGAUGCAUUAGCUGUACAGCCGACCGUUACUGUCCAAAAACAUCAUUUAAUGAAUACUGACAGCUCUAUGGCAAACUGGACUGAUGAAAUUUCUAGCAGACCGCCUUGCAAUAUUAAUGACCGACUGCAACAUAUCAAUAAAGAAAUUAAUUCGGAGAUCGCACUAUCAGAGGUCGUCGAGAGGAAUAGAAGUUACUAUUAUAAAAAAUGCUUUGCAUCUCCGACUAUAUAUAAUAACGACAUACCUGAUAUGGAGGAGUUGGAGCUAUCCUUAACAUUCACUGAGAAACUGUACAAACUGAUGAAAGUUGGAGACCAGCUUUUAGAAAGCCAGCAAAGAGUUUCCGAGGAUGGAGCAAGAAGCAGCCGUUAA